Messenger RNA from Paraglomus occultum, 411 nucleotides. The record is from the annotation of a GenBank genome assembly. NCBI's taxonomy places the organism in Eukaryota, Fungi, Glomeromycota, Glomeromycetes, Paraglomerales, Paraglomeraceae.
AUGCUGAAUCUUUACGCACGACAAAUUGGAACUUGCUUCAGAACAAAUUUUGCUGUGAGUGCUAGCACGCGUACUUCUUUGCAAUUUUGCCUACAAGCGAAGCGUCCUUCAAUUCGUCAAAGCUUCCCAGAGGCGCAGCUGUAUCCGAAUCAAGUCUCUAGACUGUUCUGGAAAAACUCGUUUAGUACAGCAACAGCUACUGACAUGGGGCGUCCAAAGGCUUGGUUCAAGCUGGUGAAUCCGGAAAGUGCCUGGGACAAGGUUCCACUGAUUGAAGUUGAUGAUGGGUGCAAAGAUGUGAACCAGGCAGUGGAAGUAGAUGCAGAAACUAUGCUGGUUUCAAUCCUUAAGGCACAUGAAUUGAUGAAUGAGACUUCAUUCCAAGUGGCUCCAAAUUCAUAUCAAGUGGAU